AAUCUGAUUAACUUAAAAGUUAUUGGCCGUUAUUGGGGCUUUCAAGAGCUAGGAUGCUGUGAUUUAUUCCGACCUGAAUAGAUGCUAUUGAAAUUAUAUCAGAUCUCUUUAAAAGAAAAAUACAAAUGGAAUGUUUAUGGGACAUUAUAGAAACAGUAACUGUUUAAAUGUGUUGAUAAAUAAUGUUGCAUUGAUUUAAGCAUUUUCUGUGCAAUUAGAAUGAAAAUGGUGAUAACAACAUUGCAUCCAGAAUUGAAAGUAUUCAUAUGGACAAUUAACUAAAAUAACGACAUAGACUGGAUACUCAUAGAGUAAGACACUAUUUAAAUUGAAUAUUAAUAACGACAUUUGUUCAUCAGUUAUACGAGUAUCAAUAGCUUGUCAAUUACAUCACAUGUUUUAGAAGCACGCAGUACCACUGAUCGAUGAAAAAAGGAAAGAAAAAAGUCAAGCCCGCAGACACUCGCCCAGCAGGAAAGGAAAAGCAUCUAAAGGAUGAUGCCAUAUCCGCUGAUUGUGAUCUUUGGUACCGUUGGAGCAUGUGGAGAAUGCAUCUGAACGAAGAGCUUGCCGGGGCUGCGAUGUCAAUGCCAGGACACAAGCGUUCCGAAAUGGUAACAAAUAUCACAUCGUCAUAUUACAACCGCAGAGAAAGUUGGGUCUACGGUCGACAGAUGAAAUCAUUGUCAUCCACAGGCACGUGUCCAACUCUACCCAGUGUUCUGUCGGACAAUAUAUAUCUUGUUUAUGGUUUGCCAAGAGUCUCAAUAAAACAGAAUACACCCAAGUAUGUGACAGAGAUGCACCAGAGUCUUCACGAACUCGAUCUGGUUACAAAGAGGUCGUGUACGUCGUUCGAUGCAGCUAAAGAACUGAAUAUACAACAAGAAUAUAUGUGUGUUAAUGGUGACGUACGAAAACAUAUUGUUUCAAGUGAAAGUAGUAUCCCGGAAGGAAUUCACAAUUAUUCUCAAAAUGAAAACGACUCUCAAGUUCGUUUUAAAGAACAACCUUCAAAUGAAGUUGCAGACGUAGUGGCGACUUCAUCAACGAAACCAAUACAUAUGAAUAGCAACGACAAAUGCGAGACAGCAAUUCCAAAAGUUAGUAAAAGCCUUGAGUUCUGGGAGAAACUAGCGAAGAGGAAAAAUGAAAUCAUUGAGCUUGAAAAAGUACAUAUUGUCACAAAAUCUGAUAACAGCAACGAACGUGGAGCCAUAUCCUGUGAACUUCUACAGAAUCAACAAAAGUUGUUAAAGAAAACUCUUCCAAGCAAACGUUCUAGUAAAGAUCUUUGGCGGUCUGUUGCACAGAGAAAAACUGAAAUUGUACUGUUAAAAGAAAAUGAUCGUUUAGCUCCAAAUGAACAAAAGCAAAAAACAGGUCAGUUUUGGAGUUUUAUAUUUUCUAAAAAGAAAGACAUUCUUCAGAUGAAAAGAAGCGGAAAUAAAACGGAGUCAAACGAUAAAAAGGAAGUUCAAGAAAAGAAAUCAUCGAAAGACAAUGUACCUAAAACCUUUGAGGAUUCCUUUCAGAAGGAACUCGCAGACAAGCUGAGGAAAAGGCGAGUUGCUGCUGAAAAUACAGGAGAAACAUGAACUUUAAGAUCUAAAAGAAAACUAGAGUAUUUUCACGCUAUACUGAUGCUGAAGAACAAUGUAAUUGAAAGAGUGUCAACUGCACAAUCUGCUUGGCAUUAUUGGUUUAAUAUUCAAUUUAUUGAACAUCAUUACAGUGAUAUAAAUACAAUGGUAAAAAUGGUAAACAUUAUUUUAUAAACGAUAUUCUAAGCACUUGUUGAAGCUAUACACAUACUGAAAGUUAUUUCGCAGCGCUAGCAGUAUAGUAUAUCAUUUUUUUCUUUCUUUCUUGUUUGUUAAGAUGUCGCUUUAAAAUGCAGAGUCACCAUAAUCUUUAUUAAACACAUGCACACUGUACUUUUAACAAGAGAAAGUAACUGUAACGAAUGUCUACACUCCAAUCGAUGCCAUUAAAUAUGUAGCUAGUUUUCUAAUUUGACAUUAACUUAAAACUUGCAACAAAAUACAUGAUUUUUUUUU
This is a messenger RNA of Mya arenaria, 2060 nucleotides long. RefSeq lists its product as uncharacterized. Lineage: Eukaryota; Metazoa; Mollusca; Bivalvia; Myida; Myidae. The record is from RefSeq and is a predicted model, not a curated record. The transcript is spliced from 2 exons. The coding region runs from base 426 to 1598 and encodes 390 amino acids.